This is a messenger RNA of Lymnaea stagnalis (great pond snail), 13595 nucleotides long. NCBI's taxonomy places the organism in Eukaryota, Metazoa, Mollusca, Gastropoda, Lymnaeidae. The record is from the annotation of a GenBank genome assembly.
UUUUGAUAAAUAAUUUUCUAUUUUAUUUCGUUUAUUUCCAUUUCAUAAAAAAAUUAAAUCAGUCUUAGAAACGACAAAUGUUUAUAAUUUUAUUGUCAAUUUUGUUUUCUGUGAAUUAAAUCUUAAGAAUUAAGGGUAAACAAAAUGCCAUUACUAAUUAAAGAUUAUACGUGGGAGGAAACAGAUCAAAUAGUCUGGAUAACCGUUCCGCUUAAAGGUGUAAAAGCUAAUAACGUUAGUAUUUUUACUUCAGAUGAAUAUUUGAAGGUAAGUUCUCUGAAUUGUUAAAUAGGAUUAAAAAAACUCUGUUUAGUCUUUUAGUUAGCCAUCCCUAUGACUAUAUAUGUAAAAAAAAGGGACCCGUGUAUCAGAAGUGUGAGUUUGGGUUUAUUAAAAAAUGUUACAAAUAUUAUUGUAGGGUUUGUAAGACAAAAGAUUAACUCCGAUAUAGCGUCAGUAAUUACAUACGAAUACUACAUACUUAAACUUAGAUUGGCACCCACUAGUUAGGUUACCAUACCAGAAAAAUACUUUAGCAGACAACAGGAAGUUUCUACAUUAAAAGAAAUUUAAAUUGUUACAAAUGACCAUGCUGAGACGGGAGCGAUGGGUGUAGGUACCGCUCAAAGGUACAAUAGAUGAGAGAAUUAAUAGCCUGACAUCAGCAGAGUUUAUGGUAGUUCAAGUACAGGGAAGAUAUGAUAGUUUGUAGAAAAGGGGGACUCCAUGGUAGACUGUGUGGGAGCGGGUAUCACAAAUGUUUUCGAUUAACAAGUUUAAGUUUCCAGGUGGAAGUGGAAUGUUAAAGAAGACCAUGGGUAGAGUUAGAUUAAUUAUCAGUAAUGGUAAAUGUCUCAACAUGAUACUGCUAAUAGCUUGGUAGGGACAUGGAAUGGAUGUCUGGGGUGUAAAAGGAUCUGGUCGGGGAAUGUUUUCUUUAAUGAUGUAGCAGUUCAAUGACUGUGGGAUGGUUAUCUAGUAGAGGUUAUAGUCACACGAGGGGAAGAUAUAAGGUGGAGGUUUGGGGACACUAAGGACACUAGUUGAAGGGAUACAUACCAUAACAACCGUUCUGUGACAUAAAUCCACAAUUGCAGGAAGACCACGAGCGUCAACGACUAAUGUACCACCGAACAAAAUACUGAGUAAAAAUGACAUUUUAAAUUAAACAUGGCGAUUGUCAACGCUUUCACCACACUUGCAACAACCUGAUUCGGCAUUACAGUGGUGUGCCUACCGCAAUUUGAUUCGCAACUCAGCAUCAUGCGGAAUAUGCAAUCAGCCGUGCCCUUUGAAUCCGUACAAGCAGGGAAUUGACGGUAGGAAAUGGGCAUGCGACCGUUGUGGGUUCUGCCUAUCUGUGCGACACAUUUCUUUCUUUUCACGCAGUCACUUAUCAUUACAACAAAUUGUCACCAUGGUGUAUUGUUAGUCGUAUGAUAUGCCACAGAUGCAGAUACAGCACAAGGCAGCUGUUACCAAAAAACUUGUAAUUGAUUGGUGCAACUACAUGGGAGAGGAGUGUGGAACUUGGCUGGAACGUAAUGCGACCAAAAUUGGUGGAAUAGACUAAAUGGAGAGCCUAUAAUUGUGGAGAUAGAUAAAACGAAAUAUUUCCACAAGAAAUAGCAUCAUGGUUAGUGGUGAGAUGGCCACUGGGUCUUCGGUGGGACCGAGAGCAGAAGUGGGAAGUGCUUCUUGUUGGAAGUGCAAGACAGGUGCACAGACACGCUACAAGCUUGUAUAGAAGCUCACAUUUUGCCAGGGACACACAUCAUUUCCGAUGGCUGGGCUGCAUACACACGCAUAAAUCAAAUCGGACUCGGAAUAUACGAGCAUUCUUUUGUUGUUCACCAACAUAAUUUUGGGGAUACUGAUGACAGCGAAGUGCAUACCUAGAAAAUCGAAAACAUGUGGAUGAGAGCGAAGCGGAAGUUGAGAAGACAAUUUGGAACUAGUCGUGCAUUGUUUCUCUCAUAUCUGCAAGAAUUUGCCUAUCAUAACCAGUUUCGACGCACAGACAUGUUUCCCAACUUUCUUAUUAUGCUUCUUGAUAACUAUCCGUGGUUAGACAGUCUGUUGUGGUUCAGAGUGAAUGGUGCUUUAAAUAAACUUGAAACUGUGUUAACUACAGCUUUGUUGGAUGUAUUUUAUGUUAUUAAGCCUGUUUUAGGUCUAUUUUAAAGUUAUUAAUUACCGACGCUAUAUCAGAUUUUUUCACCAGACAAAAUUAGGUAUCAAAUGAAAGAUAAUUGAAUGGAUUAUAAUUGUGUAAACUUACUUCUUCAGUUUAACUAAUAAUAGUAUACUUAGUAAUAUAAAUUACCAUAGUCCACAAAUGACAUUCUAAUAGCACUUACUUAGUCUCAAGGGACCCAGACACGCAUAGACAUUAUUCAGGUCCCUUUAGACUAAAUGCUAUUCGGAUGUUAUUUGGGGUAAGUUAUUUUAGUUAAACUGAAGAAGUAAGUUUACAAAAAUAUAGUCCAUUAAUUCAAUAUUAAAUUCAAUAAUCAUUCAUUUGAUACCAAAUUUUGUCUUACAGCCUAACAAUACUAUUUUUAAUAUUUUUUUAAUCCCAACCUCUCACUUCUGGGACCUGGGUCUGAAUAGCCACUUCGAUUAAAAAAAAAAAUAUAUAUAUAUACUUAACUUAAAUUACAGGUACUUUUCAGUUUAACUAAAAGUAGUAGUGUUAGUUUGUCGAUUAGUAUUAUUCUGCUAUUCUUUGAAAAAUUAAUCCUUUCGGGACAGACUCUUUUCGAGGUGUCUGUGCCAAAAAGAGGGAUCACUUUAUAAGCUCAGCUCUCGCAUUGCAAAAAAAAUUAUAAAAAAUAAACUAUUUCCUUUACAUAAAUAAAACUAUAUAUAUAUUCUUGUAGGAAAUUUCAUGAACUAAUACAUUAAUCAUGGUGGCCCUUCAGACACCUCUGGCACAUGGUUCUACUCCUACUUCCCCCUGCUAUUUUUCAGUUGCUACAGACACUCACUGUAACAGGCCCACAUUUAUGACCUAGGGACUUUCUCUUAAGCUGGGUGCUAUCCGGCACUGAGAAAGUUGUCUGUAUACUUAUUUUUCCCCCCCUGUAAAUAUAUGAGUGAUAUUUAGUGAAAAAAAAACCAGCAUAAAGUACUCGAAUGGUGUGCUUAUGCCUUGAGGCAUAGGACCUAUAUUGUCUAAAAAUUCAAAGGGGUCUUUUAAUACUAAACCAAGGGCUCACAACAUUAUCAUGAACAUCAUCAUUUUGAUAUUCUUCAUUAUUUUCCUGGUUUUUUUCAUCAGUGUCAGAUUCACUCAUAGAAUAUCAAAAUCACUAAUUAUAGUUUGUUCAGUUUCACAGUCAGACAUUUUGGAAUUUUACUAUAUUACUUGCAACAAAUAAAAAAAUCAACAAUAGCUAGUACACAAUAAACGGAGGCUGCCAUUAAAAUGCCAGGAUGUGCAGGAAUAUGUAAGAAGCAAUCUGAUUAGCUGAAAAAAAAAAACAACUAACCAAUCUCAAGGCUUGAAUUAUCGGCCUGAUAGAUAAGCCCAGCCGUUUCAAGAGGGUUAAUUAAUUAAACUUUGAUCAUUGUCAUUUUGUGUUCUCACUUCACUUCCUCAUUACUUGAGUAUUGAGUCUUAUAAAUUAAUUAUAAGACAAUAAGAAAAUAUUAAUCAUAGCUGCAAUAAAAAAAAUACCUAUCACAACCAUAGAGCUGUAAUAUAAUAAUUAUAUUCUUCUUCUUCUAUAUCUUAAGGGCCCACGAUCAAUUUAUUGAUCAUUUUGGCUCCUAUGCAUGUAGAUGGGAUUUGCAAUGUUUCUGUUACUGGUGGUGAUGAGGAAAUUAUGCACUGGGGGUUUGAAGGCUUGAGGCAAUAGACACAAAUGUGUCUAGUGUUGUCGCCUCAACUGUUCCUUUUGAAAGAUGGUUCCAGUCCCUGAUUGUCUUGUAUAUUAAUAUGAGAUAUGUAAAAUGUCUGAGAAUCAGUUAUUAAGUUAUGCCUAAUUUUUAUCAAUCUAAUGUCCCAGCUAUUGCAUGUAUUGUUUUAACUUAAGUUUUUUUUUAAAGGGUGUCAGUUUGUCUGCAUUUGGCAGUACUACCCUUUAAACUUUAAGAUAUUAAAUCAUUUAAGAAUUUUUUAAAAAUGAAUGCAAUCUUUAACUCAAAAAUUUAAAAAACCUCUGGUAUUCUACAUUUAAAACUAUAGAAUGGCCAAACAUGCUUUGUUUUCAUGAAUAAUACACAUUUCUUUUGCUGCCCACGGAUACUACUUCCAAGCUAAGUGCUAUUUCUUAUUUUAUACUGUUUUUUCUGUUGUCUUGUUCGCUCACGAAGGCUUUCUGCCGACACAUUCAUUGUUUUGUUGCGUUUCUUUUUUCAGGUUUAACCCUACUCCGUUUCACUUAUUUUAUAUUGUGCUAACCUGAUUGCAGUCUCUCCCCUUAUUACCCCUUAGAAAUUUAUUGUGCAAUGUAUGACAAAUUAUUGUAAAAAAAUCUUAUUGAGACACAUUUUUUUUCCUUCUAUGAAUAAAAAGGUUAGCUACCCACCAUACCUGUUUGAAUGCCUUUUGGUAGCACCUGUUGAAGACACCAGAGGCUGUGCUCAAGUAGGAAAUGGUGCUGUUGUCUUUAAACUCUUUAAAAAGGAACCUAGAUUUUGGAAUUGCUUGCAGUCCUCAGAUACUGGUAAUUAUAUUUCUUAUACAGGAUUUCAGUAAAAGUAAUAAUGUUUUAUAAUUUCACUGGAAAGAUUUUCUAUGAAUUUAAAUUAUUUCUGAAAGCAGGUGGCGCAGCACAUUUUUUAUUUAUAUGGAGGGCAGCAUUUUUGGACAACUUCAGAGUUAUUUUUUCAUUGAAGAGGGGCAGUAAAAAUUUGGUCCACCCUGGGUGGCUUAAUGAUGCUAACAAGUUUUUGUGUGUAAUGUUGAAAGGAGCUCUGUUUUAUAAGCAUUAAUGAUGGGGAUGAAUAGCUUUAAGUGGGCUAAAACACAUUCAAAUUUGAAUUCAUGUAUUUAUUUAUAAUAGAAAAAAAAAAUUUAAUUGAAAAAAUGUAUACUGAAUGCUUGAACUAGUGUACAUUGUAAAAAUGCAAACCUUCAUAAUUUUUUUUUUACUGCGAUCACCUCAAAGAAUGCAAACGCUUUUAUUAGUAAAAAAUAUAUGUAACAUUUUUUCUACUUUAUUAGAUGACAAAGAAAUAAUGAGACAGAGGAGAGAUGAAGCCCAUAAAAAGGUUCAGAGACAAAUUGAAGAAGAGGUUACUAAAAGAUCUGAAAUAAAAAGAGAGCAUGAAAAACUGGCUGUCUCUGAAAUGAUGAAGGUAAUAAGUCAUUCAUAUAGCUACCUUCCAUGAUAAAAAGUUAACCUUGCCUCUCAAUUUCUGUCAAGAAUGUAAUUAAUUUGAAUUCAGUUAAAAUGUUUAAUGACUAAAUUGUUUAAUAGAAUGGUUUAGCUUUGCACUUAUUAUUGUUUGUAUUCUAAUUCACAUAAGACUUCCUUGAUUGCUGAAGAGUUUUUGGUCUAAGGUUGGUUGGAGCUUCACAUGUACAAACCUGUAGCUGUUAUCUUGCCAUUGGUGCAAUAGAAUGAAACAAUAAAUAUAUAUUUUUUGUCAAAGAUUGAACAAGAUGAAAGAGGUCGUAUAUCAAACAUUAAAGAAAAUGAAAGAUUAAAAGCAACACAAGACCUAGAAAGAUGGAAAGAAGAGCAGAGACUUGUUUCUCAACAAGUAAGAAUGAUUAAAUUUUGAAAAACAAAAUUUAACUUUUUGUGUGGAAAAGUGAAAGGUUUGGUUGCUAAUUAUUGAGGAAAAUUGGUUGUAAUUCCAUCAAAAUGGUUGUUGAAAAUGUUGAUUGUUCAUAUCAUUUUAAAAUUAUAACAUGCUUUAGUCUUAUUAACAAUGCUGAAGUAUUUUAAUUUUAACUACUAUAUACUAUCUCAUGUAAUGCAACAAAAUUAUGGUAAAAAAUACUACGGGUUCUUAAAGUUUAGGGUUUUCUCUAUAUGGGUAUUUAAUUUUUCUUUUAACAACACAUACUAAUGCCUAUGCAACAAAUAUUCUUUACCCACUCGCAUUUGGCAACUGAGCACACAUCCUGUACCCACAUAAGGCCAGUAAUGUCAGCAGUGCCCCCUUGGCAGAUUUUUAGCAUAGUUAUAUUAGUUUUAACCACAGUUCAUAUUAAAUAUAAGAAUUUAAAAGGAUUUUGAUGUAUUUAUUUAAAAAUAAAUUUUUCUUUCCUUAAUUCGUAUUGCAUUGUAAAUAAUAUAAAUAAUAUAUGGAACAAGAUUGACAGAUUACAUUAUGCAAGGACAUGGCAUUUUAAGGUAAUUUUUUUUAAAAAAGGGAUUCUUUUUAUGCGACAAUCUAUGGUACUCAAAAUGGCCUCUGUGGUUGUAGUGUAGGGUAAUAAACUUAGUAACAAUUAAAUGGUUUAAAUAAAAUUUUGAAAACUUUUUUUUUAAUUAUAGAAACUAAGAAACGAAUCUUUUUUAUACAGUAUUCACAAAUUUUUAAUGGAAAUAUUUAGUCUUGUUAUUUAAUUAUUGAAAAAUGUUUUCCCAAAAUUACAGAAAGUAUAAUUAUUUUCUGAUGGCUUACACAUAAAUUUGAUGCAAAACAUGAAAUUGUUGAAUGCAUAUCAAUAUAAAUAUAUACAAUCAAUGUAGGAAGCUAGGGUAAGAUUAUGGGAUUAAACCCAAACUGUAAAAUCCAGAGAUGGAGUCAUGACGUUGAUCUAAUUCUGAUACCAAUGUCAUUUUGAAAACUCCUCUGAUGCAGUUUGUUUUAAAGUUGUAUUGACUGUUGUCAUUUUCUUGGAUCCACUGGAUGCGUGGAAAGUGGGUAUCUGCUGCAAUUAGCAACAGCUGUACUCCAUAAAACACUAAGGCUAAGUAGUUGUACUGGUAACGACACUUCAUGAGGGGCAGAGCUUAUUUGUAAGCAUAUAAAGUUAAAAGGAGGGAAGACUCAAUCCACUUUGCUUUGCAAUAUGGAAUUUAAGAUGAACAAAACAAAGUCCUUGCAACAAAAAGAGUAUUUAACCAGAAGUCAGGGUUCUUUUUUUCAGAAAUAUUCAAUGGUUUAGUUGGCAUAUUUCAAGUGGAACUUGCCCUAGUUUUUUACAAAAAUAGUUUUAUUACUGUUGUGCUUUUCUCAGUGCUGGAAAAUUCAAUCACCAAUUGAAAAUCAUUAAAGGGAGCUGAGAUUCCUUCAUUUAAAUAUUGUAGGUAGCAAAAAUUCUUUGAUGGUUUCGUCAUUAAGUUGAAAAUCCUAUGGAACUUUACAGUUUUUAUGGUAUGAAUAUGAAGAAUGAGGGGUGUCGAGGUGCUUAGCUGACCAGCUCCUUAAGCCAAGCUGAGUAGCCCACACUUUCUGAGGAAAAAGGCAGAUGUUUUCUGAUAUAUGGCACCCAUCUUGAAAGAACUAUUUUUAUAUAAUAGUUAGAUUUUGAAUGAACAUUCAAAUAAAAAUAAAUGCUGAUGGAGACAAUAUUUUUAUGUAAGUUUUACUUCAAAAAUAUACAUAAAAACACUGGUAUACAAAUUAUUAUAUCUUCAGGCAUAUUAUAUUAGGCAUUAAAAAUUUACCUUUCUUGGCUUUGCUUUUCAGAACUGGUGAAUGAUUAUAUGGUAAACUAAAUUAGGAGCAAAAAUUUGUUUUAAAUAUAAAUUUUUUUGUCUGACAUGCUGAUUUUGUUCUCCCUUUCAAAGGUAUUUCAAAAGUUGGGGGUGCAAAAAGUGGGGGGGGGGGGGAAUUAAAAGUCUCUCUUAAUAUUAGGUAUCAUCCUCAUCCUCAAAAAUAAUGUGUCAGGCUUGGAAAAGUGGAAAGAAUUUUGCACAGUGUGCUACAAACAAAGGAACAAACAACUUUAAGCCCUGUUACUUAAUUUAUGUUUAAAAAAUGUUAUUUUAUUUAACUGAAAGUUUGGAAGAUAAUACUAUCAUAUUUUUUGAAAUACAGGAAAUAGAAAAAAUGCGAGCUAUUCAAAAAGUGCUUAUUGGUGCAGAGAAAGAAAAAGAUAGAGAAGAGAGAAAGAGGCAAAGAAGGGGUAUUAUUCUUAAUUUUAAAAAAAAUAACAAUUGACUUUAGAAAUGAUUAAGUUAAAAUAAUAUGAAUGGCUAUAUUUUGUUCUCUGUAUUUAUUCAGUUACCAAUUGUAUCAUAUAUUAAUUAGAACUAUUUAAAAGAAAAUUAUGUUUUACCAUAUAGUUUAAGUGUGAUUAUUUGUCUUUUAUAGAUAACAAUAAACAUAAUUUGCAUUGAUCUAAAUAUUUAGUUAGGACCUCAAAUAUAUUUGAAAAAGAAACAAAAGAUAACAAAGUGCCACCACGGGAAAAUGGAAAGAUUGUAAUCAAUCAUACACCAAGAGUUUUUCCUACCCCAACCAGAGAGUCACAGGCCCAGCAGGAAGAAGAAGUAAGAAACAAGAAGACUUAUUUUUUUGGUUAUUAUAUAAGUGAUCCAUUUUUGGAAAGUUAGGGAAAAACUCAUACAAGUCUUCAUAAUUGUAUUGGCAACAUUACUGUUUUAAAAUUACUUAAAGUUGAUAGAAAAGCUUUUACUGACUGUAUGAUAUAAGCUUUAAUUUAAUUAGUAAUAUUGCAGUGGCUAAAGAAACAAGCAGAGGCUAGGAGAACUAUUCAAAAUUCAUUAGAUAAUGACUUAAAUGAAGAGGAAAAAAAUCCACAAUGGUUACAAGAUAAAGGGAAGUAAGUACAGAGACUACCUACUUUGGAAAAAAUAAAUUAAAUUAGCUCUUUGCAAUCAAAAUUGUACACUCAUCCAAUCAAAGACGAAGUAAUUAAAAGAAAAUAUUGUAAUAAUUAUCUGAAAUUGAUUAAAUAUUUUUUUUAACACUUAUGAAUCCAAAUGAACGAAAAUGAUGUGCAGUAAAAUGUUAUACACUUAUUAUCUUUGUCUGCUAGGACAUGAGUCUUUUUUUUUCCAUUUGUUUUUUUUAUUUUCCUGAUAACUUUUAAUCAAUUUAUUUUUUUCUCUCAUUAUAGUUCCUUUUUUGCUGCUGGUGAUUUCAAGUCAGCAAUCAAUGCUUAUACACAUGCAAUUCAUCUUGCCCCAAAAAUUCAUUCGUAUCCUUAAUUAUAUAAAAUCUUAAAUUGACUAUUGCAUUUCUGGCUUACCAAUAUAUAAGGCAUUAGGAAAAUGUUAUGCUCAAAAUACUAGGCUUAAUAAGAGCCUGAUCAUAGCAAGUUAGUUAAGCUCCUUCAAAAUUUUACUAUAAUGAAAUUGUUACGUACUGCUAUAAUGUAGAGAAUUUAAUCUCUUAUUUUACUCUAUGGCUCAUGUCAAACAGUACAUAACAAAGGACGAUACCAUUAAUUAAAUACAGUACUAAAUAACAAUACCCAAACUAGGGCUAAUUACAAAUAAUAAUUUAUUAAGUUAAUUUAAAAUUACAAAAUCAAAUAGAAUAAAACUAAGGCUAUUGGCUUACACUACAGCAAUGAACUUGCACUGGUACGAUAUUAUUGUAACAGGUGCACACACUGUAAAUAUUAAUAUACAAAUCUACGAUCAGUACAAAACCCUGACUUUCUCUUUGUCUUGUAUCGUAAUAGCUUAAUGUCUCUAGCUCUAUGUAGAUCAGCUUAUUUAUAGUCUUUCUUAGAGAUUUUUCCAGAAAGGGGUUCUGCAUUGUGGCUAUACCUCGACCCGUCUUGUAUGUUGUACAGAAUUCUAAUUCUAAAGACUAUAGACUAUGUUUACAUGUAUUGAAGGUCAAGGGCAAAAAUUUAUAAUUAAGCCACACCCCGUCACGUUGCCAAACUUAAGGUCAGCCAAAGUCCAUGCAUGAGUUGCACAAGAAAACAUGACGUAAACACAAUCUAAACAAGGCCAACUUCCACCGUAACAAAAUUUUAAAAAAAGAUAUAUUCCCAAUAAUUACCUGCCAGCAGCAUGAAUCAUGAAUCUGAUAUGUAAUUAAGAAUAAAGAGCAUAUUAAAUGAUAACCUAAAAAUAAUUAAAAUUUAAAACAUGUUUCAUUAAAUAUUUCUCUGGAGACCUUCGUAAGUUACCCAGCCUAUGGAUCUAAGAAGAUAUUUUACUUGUGUGGGCAUUUCUUAAGGCAGUUAAUAUUGUUUUGUUUUGCAUUUAUUCUAGUGUCAGAAAACUGUAAAUAAAAUUGAAGCAUCUUGUUAAGACUUUUUAAAUGAAAACUAUUUCAAAAUCUUAGAAUCGCUCUGAAUUUUUUAAACGUAUAAAAUUUCUAUUACAAAGUAGUCUGCCAUAACGAUGGUUCUGAGAAUGUUUUCACUUGAAGGAAGAUAAGAACCAAAGUGUUUGAUGGUCAGAAAUAUUUUGAUAACCACCAAAUUACUGGUUUGAUAUGAAUACAUGGUUGGCUGUCCUAUUGCCAUUUAGGACCCAAGCUCUGCUUGCUUUUGACCAACCUCUAAUCCUUGUUUUUUUAGUUGGAAAAAAAAACAACAGGACUGCACCUUUUUGAAAUACUAUUUGGUUCUUUUAACUAAAUUUUGUUUAAGUGCAUAGCAUGCAAAUAUAUUGAAUGUGUUUUGCAUUUCUGUCUCAUAUUUUAGCUUAAUUAUUAUAUAUAAAUAAAGUAAACAAUAUCCAUUCUUGUUAUCCAUGUUGCCAAAGAUUUCAAUUGACUAUCUGAAAUACUUUGUUGAGAUUUUCCUUUAUAAACAACUAGACUUUACUCCAACCGAGCAGCUUGUCAUCUUAAACUUAAAAACUUGUUCAAGUGUAUAGAAGACUGCUCUAAAGUAUGAACUAACUCAUUUUUUCAAUUACCUUUAUAUUAGAUCAGUUGCUAAUUAUUUAGCCUUAUAUUAAAAAUGACUAUUUUACUUAAUUAAAGUGUGUAAAUUUCAAGAUUAAUCUACAGGCCACCAAAGUUAUUUUAUAAAGAUAAUUUAUUUUUAAUUAAAUAAAGUGAAAUACUUAUGAUUAUUAUAAUUGGAAAUAUUAAACGCUGUUUAAAAGUAAAACACCAAACAUGAAAUGAAAAAGAUUCUGAUACCGGUAUAAAAGUUUUAAAAUAUUUUAAUGAUAUUAUUUAUAGAACUCUUUUUAAACAGGAUCAUCAUGAAAAGAUUGUUUCAGAGACACAUUCAUUUUUGUUUAAUAAUUAUUGUUGGACUAGUGACUAGACUGAUUUAACUUAUGAAAACUUUCAAUUUUCUUGUUAUCUUGGCUUAAUAUUGAUAUUGUUUUAGGCUCUGGACCUUCUGUUCCCACCAGUUACACAAAAUGCAGGAAGUCGAUGCAAGGCUUUAAUUCGACGUGGAACUGCAUUCUGUUUAUUAGAGAUGUAUGUUGAAGGUGGGUUUUUAAUCUUAAUGACCUUAUAUUAAAAAAUGAAUGGUUGGUAUUUUAGUGUUAUGCACACAAAAGUCACAAAAAUAAAAAUAGUAGACGCUUUAUUUUAAAUCUUCAUUUGCAGCACAAAUUGUAAAAAAUAAUUUAUAGCAUCAUAAUUUUAGACCAUAGAAGAAGAAGAUUAUACCAAUCUUGAUUUUUUUAAAUGCUAUUCGUUUUAUUUUUUCAACCUAAGUAGAUUUUAUCUAUUAAUUUUGCUGGACAAGUUAUUAUAAUUUACUCGAGUCCUGAAGCACUUGUAUUAUCAUUAAUGAAUUUUAGGGUUCAUCUUAUCAAAUUACCCUGAACCUCCUGAUGAAGUUUCAGUGAAAUUUAAUUCUUUAUUGGCCAUUAUAUUCUGUAUUCUGCAAAUACUUUAUGGUGAAAGAAUAAAAGAAAUAGCUUUAAAAAUUAUACAUUUUAAUUUGAACAUUCUUUAAAAGUAAUAGUUUUGAUUAAUGUCUGAAUGUUCUUUAAAAAUAUGUUUCAACAUUUGUUAAUUUAUUUUUAAUUUAAACCUUCAAAUAAUCAUGUUAUUUUCCAUAUGGCUUAUGUACUAAUUGUGAUCUAGCAUGUGGCACUUGUGAUCUGCCUUGGAUUUUUAAAAUUUGUAUCUAUCAAAUAGCAAAAGCCAUAUGCCUUAUGAUCUGAUAUAUGUAUCUGACUUUGUGAUCUGCCAUUUAAUAUUACUUAAUUACUUAAUUAAAGACAAAGAAAAACUGAUCAUUUCAGAGCCAUGAACGUCAAGCAAUCAAAAGCCAACCACUUCCGUCAUGGUUAAUUUUUCUUGCAAUCAUUUCUUUAUUAGGUUUGAGAGACUAUGAUGCAGCCCUGGCCAUUGAUCAGAAUGUUGCUAUUGCUAAAGAUGCUGAAAGGAUUAGAAAAGUCAUACAGUCUUCAGAUCCAUCCUAGUCAAAGUCUUAGUCAAUUUAGUUUUUUUUUAUUAAACUUCGUUUGCAUUUUAAAUAAUUUUGCCAAAGGUUUACAAUAAACAACCCUUAAUUGAUUUGAAAAAGAAUGAGCAACAAUGAAUAAAAGUUACAAAGGUAUUUUCAACAAAAGUAUUAAAAAAUAUUCAAAUUUAUUUAUUUAAUGCCAGUUUUAUAAAAAAUACCAACAUAAAGAAGGGCGAUUGGCACCAGGCUGUCUUUUGGUUUUUAAAUAAAUAAAUAAGUUAUGCUAUAUGAAUUGUUUUUAAAAUUGUAUCUUUUAAUAAAUUUUAAAAUUAUAACUAAAGGCCAACAUUUGUAUUACAUCUUUGUAAUAAUUUGUAUGUUAUUGCCAGAGGCGUCACUAGGGUUGGUAAACUAUUGGUGUCAGCCCCAUUUCAGAUCACCCUCCUCUCUCUUUAGGACCUGCAUCAUGUAAGUCUUAGCCAGGCCAUAUAUUAUUUUGUUUGUAAAUAAAUUCCUAAAGCAAAAAAGACUUAAGUAGAAAAUUAGAAUUUGAAGUUAACAGAAUGAAAAAAAAAUGCAUCAAAAUGACUUUUUAUUGACACAUUGAUUUUUACGAUUUAAACUUUAUUUUCCUGGUCUUCAAAGAUGCAAACUUGUCAAUCGCUUCAUCAUAGCUAGCAUUUUUCAAGUUAUUAAGACAACAUUUUAAAAUUAUAACAUUUGGAUUGGGAGAGAGUCUUGGAAGUCAAAUUCAGUUAUCAAUAAAACUUCAAAUAGGGUUUGUUGCUUGAGUUGGAGACCCUUGAGCCCUGGACAAAAGUCUGAUCAUAUAAACCGAUGACAGUUGUCAUUAUAAACAAAACAGAGACAAUUGCUGUUAAUUUAACUUUUGCUGAAGUGAAUGGGGCUAAAUCAUGACCCACUUAAGCUACGUAACUAAACUCAUGGAAAACACUCUGGACGCCCUGAUGGUAACCUGCCUUUGUGGAAACCUGUUCUGGAAACACUAGGUUCUGGUGGCACUCAUUUCAGGUGGAAUCCCUGUCUUGUAUUUAACUUAGAUAUGUUAUGAAACUGACUAAAUUAAGUGAGGUUUGUCAAAUUUGAUGUCACCAGGGUUGCCAUUAGUGGCAUCACUAAUUUUUUUUUUGAGAUGGCAACCCUGGGUGUCAUCCCAUAGUGAGGGUGUCACCCGCUGUAGCCUGCACCCCCCUGUGUUGCCACUGAUUAUUCUUAAAACUAAAGUAAACAAUGUUUUCAUAUAAAAAAUUAGAAAAAUGUCCAUUAUAAUUAUAGAAAUAAGUUUAGGUUGCAUAAUUUUAUGCCUGUGGUGCAUUAAACGACAAAAUAAAAUUACACUUAGUACAAA